AUGGACAACAUCGAGCCAUUAGAUGAGGCAAUUUACCUUAUAGAGAUAAAUGAAGUUGUUAAGCAGUACUUGGGCAAGGACAAAGCCAACAAGUCCCUCGGCUGCUGGUUGUCUGGAAGGUCUACACUUCAGCUCGAGACUUCGACUGGAAUUCCAAUUCAAAUACCAGAAAACACUCCUUUCGACGACAUAAAGCAAGCAAAGAAAGAAGCUCUUCUCAAGUUCUUUGCCAAGCGUCCUUGGAUAAAAAUACCAAACAAGGAGAACCCCCUACCCCAUAUGAAAUUGGCAAUUCAGUCUCUCCUUCACUUCUCGGGUCAACCAUUCUACAUAACCUGUGAAGGCGACAUCCAACCAGUUCAGUAA
Molecule: messenger RNA, 366 nt
Organism: Trichomonas vaginalis G3
Lineage: Eukaryota; Parabasalia; Trichomonadida; Trichomonadidae
Exons: 1
Coding region: 1-366 (121 amino acids)
Source: RefSeq, a predicted model, not a curated record